GCCUCAUUGGGUAGUGUUGUUCUAUGGGAUUUGAUUGUUGGCUGUGGCCCCCCAGCCUGUUUAGUAUUGCCAUUGAGUUCCACAAAUGAACAGAGACUUGUGGAGUUCAUGUGCUGUGGUCGUGUUAUCACUGGUAAUACCUCAUCCCAGCCGAGAAACCACCAUUGAUACCUCGGUCAGGGGGAUGUGUACCUCUUUCUAAUUAUUGGGGUAACACAUUGUGUGUGCACAAAAAAUUACAUUCCAACAUAACAUGACAUGUUUGUAUUGUUACACUAAAAGCUGUGAACAACAUAAAUAAGCCUGUCAUGGUGACGAUGUUGUACAAAUUCAUGAAUUAACUGAAUUCCAAUGUGGGCAAAAAAAUCCAUCCCUUAUGAGGCUGCCUGUCAUGGUGACGAUAACGUGAGAAUUCAUGAAUAAGCUGAAUGCCAUGUGGGCAUAAAUCCAUCCCAUAUGAGCCAGCCUGUCCCCUUGACGGGAGCCCAUGUGAGAGUGAUUUACAAUCCUCCUCAGGCGCUCAAUUCGAGUGUCUCAUUGUCUCUCUGCAUCCUGUUACCUCCAAGUGCAAGAUUGCAUUAGCACAGCAUCGGGCCGGCUGACUGAUGUUAACACAUUACUGAGAGAUUUAGCAUCUUGCUAAGGGAGUGAAACAGAUUGGCCCUUCAGUGUGUUGCAAGAUAAUGUUGAUUGCUCUCAAGAACUGCUGAAUAGAUAAGAAAUCUAAUGUGAACAGACGGGAGGCAGGGUGUCUAGUUGCCAAUAAAGCUGGCAGCAUUUGACACGCAGGCAAAGCAGUCUCACAGCUCUGAGAAAGCCGUCUGAUAUCCUAGCCAAGUUUACAGAGACGAGGCAUCCCCAUCCUAGCAGGCCCAAGAGAAAUCCAGCUCCCACACUCUAAACUCCCAUCUCCAUGUUUGGUCGAGCAAGUAAAUAUCUGGGCUGACUUUUUGGAAGAUGUCCUACCCAUUCAAGACAUCAAGAGCAUUUCUGAUAAUAUGUAACCCAGCAAAACAAGCCGGUUCUCCUGAAGCAUAUCUCCCAACACCACCCAUUUCCAAGUGUGUUCUGCUGCUGGCAAGGGAAGUGUGCUUCAGUGCUUGUAAGCAGAUAAGAAUGUGUAGGGUGUUCAAAGUAAACACGAUUUGUGUGUUCCUGUGAAUUCUUUCGGCAGAUGUGAGAGGUCUGAAUUGACCUUAUUAGGUUGGCUCUCCUCUCGGCUCUCCUCAGGGUUGGCGAGAGCAUCGGGGCUUUGGAGGGAGAGAGAGCUGGACUGAGAGCUGGAGCUCCUGGCGUUUUCCCCGGUCUCCCCUUCAAUACUCAUUUAGUUCAAAGAUCCUGUGCAGGCCAUCAUCGGUGAUCCAGACAUUCAGAUGACAUGCAGCCACAGCGGCAGGUGGAGGUGCACAACCAUCUAAAUGGCUCACGGAUCGUGUUCUCAGACGGGGGCCCUCAGGGUGGACACCCCCAGCAGCAGCAGCAGCAGCUGCUCACAGCUCCAGAGCUGACCCAGGAAGUAGUGGUGAUCUCCCCUGGUCUGCCCACCCCCCCUCUCAGCCCUUUCCGGAUGGUCCAGCCUCCCUCCACACAAGACCAGGUUGCAGAGGUUAAUGGCAGCGGAUAUCCACUUCCAAGUUUCGGAUCUUACUAUGGACCUUCUGAGACAGGAGUGAUGCCCAAUGGGAUGCAGUCUGGAGGAUCUUCCACCCUUCCACGGAGGUCAGGAACCAGGGAGGAGCGACUGAUUAAGUUCUCAGGCAUCGGCCCUGUGGACGAGACAGGCAUGCCCAUCGCCUCCCGAUCAAGUGUGAACAAACCCAAAGACUGGUACAGGAGCAUGUUCAGGCAGAUUCACAAGAAGCCAGAAGAUUCUGAAAUGGAAUAUUGGUCAGCUGAAAGGAGCCAGCUGUCCCCCACACCGACCACAGAGAACAUGGUGAGAGUAGAUGGACCGGCAGGAAGUGGGAAGGACCCGUUCACCCUUGACCCCUAUGGGUCCCUGCCUGACUGGAGUGAGCUGGGAGUUGGAGACAAGCACCCGCAGCCAAAGAGCAUUUUUGACUUUGAACCUGGACGGAGCAACACCUCUGGGAAUAGAGACCAGGUCGAGGUGGUCAGGAGCCCAGAGAAUCCACGCUCCCCCUCCAUAGAGGCGACACUGGUUUCAGAACUGAGCCGCUUCGAGGCGGAGCUGGACUCCGACAUCCGCGGGUUGGAGAGGAAGCUUUCCCAGAAGCAGCAUCAGCCACGGCGGCAAGGCUGGGGUGAGGGCGAGAGGAGCAACACCUCCGGAGCCACACAAGCCCCUGGGAGGGAACAGGACAACAGCUGGGCUGGAGCAAAGCAUUCUGGGACAAAGGUGGUGGCUCCUGCAAACCAUUACACUGUCCCGGUGACCACUCCUCUUCAGGCCACGGUGCCUGGCUCGUUCCAUGCUAAAGGUACAGACAGAUUCAGCCCUGCACCUGAAGCCAUGGACUUCCCACCGAAGAGAGAGGAGAAGAAGAUGAAGGCAGGCCGGGCCAAGUUCAAUUUCCAAGCGCAGUCACCCAAGGAGCUUUCGCUGCAGAAAGGUGACGUGGUGUACAUCCACAGGCAGGUGGACGCCAACUGGUACGACGGGGAGCACCACGGGAGAGCUGGGAUCUUUCCCACCAGCUAUGUGGAGGUGUAUUAUCCCCCCUCUGAGAAGCCCACGCCCAUCAGAGCCCCCACCGUUCAGGUGCUGGAGUACGGGGAAGCCGUGGCCUUGUACAGCUUCACCGCGGACCUGCCUGUAGAGCUGUCUUUCAAGAAGGGGGAGGUCAUCAGCGUGACCAGGCAAGUGGACGAUCGAUGGCUGGAGGGCCGGGUCCCGGGCACCGCACGCAGCGGCAUCUUCCCCUUGAACUACGUCCAGGUCAACAGAAUGCCCCGCACCAAAAGUAGCGAUGAGUUCCCCACCUCGCCUGCGUCCCCCACGUUCCCCGCCUCGCCGCGGAGCCCCGGGCGCCCGUUUCACUCCCCGUGCCCGCAAUCACCCAUGUCCCCCUCACCCUUCACCCCCGAGGCCCAGCUCUCACCCGCCAAGCCCUCCUCACCCUCCCUGCAUGGCGUCACCUCCACCCAGUCACGCUCACCGCUCUCACAAAAGCAGGCAGCCAAUCACUGGCCCCACACGUCGCCUGGCCCCUCCUCACCCACACCACAGACCAGCCACUGGAGUGGAACGCUCCCUGCACCUCACAGCCCAUUGGAUAGAGAUGUCAAGUCACCACUGUCAACAUCCAAUCACAUGCCGUCGUCUCCUCAGGGUCCAGGACUGACCGUCGGUAGCAAGCCUGCAUAUUCAGCACAGCCAAAUUCCCAUAGAAAUGCUCCUCCUCCACCACAGACCAGAACAAAUCCUGGUUCUACGGUAGUACAGCGGACACCAUACAAAGCAGUAUACAACUACAAACCGCACAACAAGGAUGAGCUGGAGCUGAGGGAGGGAGAUAUUUUGCAGGUGAUGGAGAGGUGUGAUGAUGGCUGGUUUGUAGGUACGUCAGAAAGGACUCAAGCCUUUGGGACGUUUCCUGGCAACUAUGUGGCACCGGUGUAACCACUGGAAUGUUUGACUGUUAUUGGACAAGUUUGCUUUUGAGCUGCAUCCACUUCACACAGGCUAGCUUGCCACACAUUAAUGCAGUGUACUUCCUCCUCACAGACACACACAUGAAACACACACACACACACACACACACACACACACACACGUUCCUAUUCUCAUUUCCUGAUUCAGCAUUGAUCUGCAUGCACACCUCUCAAUGUCCAGACCACAGUGGCACGAACAAUGUAACCACAAAAUGUCCAGAAAGCCACCAGUCACUCUUGUCAGCAUGUGUGUGGUAUUCACAACACUCCUCAGAAAUGGACACUUCAACACAGGGUUGGGCACUUGGACUUCAUUCAGAUGAAACUCUAUGGGUCUCUCUGUACAGCAUAUAUACAUUGGACAGUUGGGAGUCCAAACUGGUUGUCUCAGCACACAUGAACGUAAAGGGGAAGUUCCUGCAAAGCCGGUCACCCAGGUCUGCAUGGUUUGAACUGUCACCACUGUCGUCACCUCAAGGCACCUCCAAGCACAUGGGUUCUCUAGGUCUUUAAAAAAGCAGUCCUGUCUUACUGCUCUAUGAAAGGAGCCACUUUAAAAAUGUCUUGCACUUUGAUUUCAGAUUUGUAACAGCAUCCUGGAUGAUCGGAAGACGGUGACAAGAAAGUGACACUAAAUGUGCCUGGACCACUCUAUGGCUUUGGCUUUAUGAGCAGAGUAUAAUGCCAUAAAAUCAGUUUCAUAUUUAUUCCAGUUUUUUUUUGCUCUCCGAACAGGCUUCUUCUCCUUACUCCAGUAACUCACCAUGCAGCAUUUGACCGAAUGUUUAGCUUGAAAGUUAACAUUAGCAAUAUAUGUAGAAAAGCUUUUUUUCAAACUUCAUUUUUGUAAUCCAAGCAGAGGAGGCCAAACAUCAUGGACGUAAUCUCAGUUAUGUGAAAUGUGUAUCGUUUGUGGAGGACGGAGUCAAGUGGAAGCAUUUAAAUUGAACAUUUGGACAACACCAGUUGUAUCGACUCAGUAAAAUCUCUUCCAUAUUGAACACAUGGAAGUUGUCUGAAGCUUCCUUACACCUCUGUGCCAAUUUAACACCUUUUAAAAGCCCUAAAAAAAGCGUUAAACUUUACAGAGCACUUAAUGUAAUGUGACCAACACAUGCAAAAGUGAUCAUAGAAUUUGUCCUCGUGUGAAAACCACUCCCUCCAUAUUUGUCUGUUUCUAAGCUGUUUCUCAGUGCCUGUAUUGAAUGGAUGUUGAUCGAUUAAAUCCAGUAUUUUGUGCUGCAGUAAGUUGCGUGUGACUAUUUAAAUCGAAACCAUCUGUAAUCGAGCAGAGUAGCCAGCCUUAGCGUAACAAAUGGAAACACAGUUGUUUUUUUGCAUUAUCAGAGGCUUGAUGCUUGUUCAUGUAAACAGAUUCUCAUCAUUUUGGGUCAUGAUAUUGUGUGUCUGGCGCAAAAGACAAAAUAGGUGCUUGAACACCAGAGAUCUGACUUUACAAAAGAUCAAAUUUGUACGCGUUUUAACCAAAUUCUAGAAUUGUUUGUAAAAGGCUUCAAUUAAACAUAUUUGCUGAAAAUAGAAAAAUCAAUGCUGCAGUGAUUUUUAGACAUAAGUGGAUAUAAAUUUAUGGUCAAAAGCCUUUGCUUGGAAAACACAUGCCGAGACUGACUAGAUAGGCAUGCGAUAAAUGAGCCACUGCCUACGAUUGUAUCACUCAGCGCAUAUUACGACUGUGCCUCAGGGUGAUGUCCAGCCCUGAAAGUGCUGCCCUACCUAUUAGCUAAUGACUAGCCGCCUUUGACACCUUUAACACCUUUGACUCCUAUGUAAGAGUCAUUACAGCUUUCACUUCAGAAAUGUUCAAAUUCCUAUCACUCAAAAGAAGUAUGAUUAUAGAUUAGUGUGGCUGAUUUUUAUACUAUGGUAACACAUGUUCGCAUUUUAUAAAAAUAAAACACUAGAUUUGUAAAUAAAAGCCUUCAUGUCUAAUGUGCUUGGUUUGCCUUGCUCUGGUUGUCUGACCAGUAAGAUAAUGUACAGAUUUUUAGCAUGUUAUCAAAUUGCAAAAUAAUAUAUUUUCCUGACAGCACAAUGUAUUUCAAUGUAAGGUACUCACAUGUUUGCAAAAUAUUCAAAUAAACAAAUGAAACACA
Molecule: messenger RNA, 5729 nt
Organism: Clupea harengus (Atlantic herring)
Lineage: Eukaryota; Metazoa; Chordata; Actinopteri; Clupeiformes; Clupeidae
Gene: sorbs3
Product: sorbin and SH3 domain containing 3
Exons: 21
Coding region: 1379-3583 (734 amino acids)
Molecular function (GO): protein binding
Source: RefSeq, a predicted model, not a curated record